AUGAAUACUUUGGCAGAUUAUGGAGACGAAAGUGAUGAGGAAUCGCCCCGACGACGCUCAUUUCACGCAGAGAUAAGUAAUGGCUUAGGUGAAGUGCCAGCCCCUGCUGUUUCUCAAGCACCCGCUGAAGAUUCUCCGAAAGCACGACAAACGGAUUCUGACCAUUCGCCCCCACAACGAAGAGAUUCGGAUGCUAUGUUUGACGACGACAUGAUGUUUGAUGAACCGCGUCGAUAUGCGUCAUUUAGCGAUACUAGUGAUCGUAGCGAAACCAAUGAAUUCCGAGAGCCGCCGCCACCAAAACGGAGAGAAUUGCACUCACCUUCACCCUCCAUUCCGACACCCUCAUCAAAAAUGCAUGAAGUCUCUUCUGCCUUAUCAUUGGUUUCCUACGGGGAUAGAGAGGAGUAUAAAGAAGAUGCCUUCGAGCGAGCUGAUCGUGACGCAGAACAUGCUCGAAGUCCCUCUUCGCCCCCUUCAGGAAUGGUUGAACCUCGUCCUCCAGAACGUGUCAGUCAGAAAAGUGACACUGAUGAUGAAAACGAACGCCUUAUCGAUAUGGCCCUCGAAGAAGGGCGGCAUGCUCUGAGACAGGUCGAGGACGGGGCAUCAACGGGAUCUGGUGGAUGGACUCCACGUCCUUAUGACAGCCCGUUACAUGGUAUGGAUGUCGACUCUGAUACUAAGCGGAUUGAUACACCCCCUCACCAAGACGUCAGUAUACCACCGCCGCCGACAACGGAAUGUGAUCCUGAAUUAAUACAAAUCUUCUAUAAGCACUUCGAGCGCAAAGCUGCUGGCAUUGAUGUAAAUAUUUCGGUUCAGGAACGGAAGGAUUUUCAGAAUCCAUCUAGCUAUGAACAGUUAAUUCUUAAUUUUGGGAUCAAUGAAGUCGCGACUUUACUUCAUCCUCGGUUGCUUACGGUGGAUUAUCCCCGGUGUUGUCGCUACGAAAAAAUCGCUGAAGAUCAGCGGAAAUAUAUGGAAAGCUUGAACGCAGCGAAGAACGCCUCAAAACACGCGUCCGGUGGAACGAAGAACGCGGCAGCAUCUGCGAAAACCUCUUCAGGAGUACUGAAGCAUACAGCAGGGAGUCAUUCAUCAUCAGCAGCUUUGAAGAGGAAAUAA
Molecule: messenger RNA, 1128 nt
Organism: Haemonchus placei
Lineage: Eukaryota; Metazoa; Nematoda; Chromadorea; Rhabditida; Trichostrongylidae
Source: the annotation of a GenBank genome assembly